CGAGUAGCGGAUACUGUAAUGUAUGAUCACAUGAUUGACUAGUUGUACAGGAGUUUCGAUUUUGAAGCAGCAUUUCGUCUCGAUUUACCAGCCGAGCAGAUGUACGUAUUAGAUUUUGGUCUUCAUCCAUGCACACCGAUUCAGGGCCAAUACCCAGGAUAAAGCCUACUUGCAUAGUCUUAGUCAAACGAAGGAAGACUAUAACAGUAGGGAGAAAUCACGGCGCUGAACACGAAGAACACAACAGCACGUUCUCGACCUUCUUCACCACCUCCUUUACAAGGAUACCGGUACCACUAUACAUCACAAGAUGUCGUCGUCACCGGGACGAACUCGCGGCCACCAUCCGAUGAUUCCUCCCCCAGGCUACCGCUUCGUACCGAAGCAGCAGCACGUCUGUGGCCAAGCUGGGUGCUUCACUUGCUACGACAUAUGGUGCGAGCGGUGCGAGUCUAAGGAUCGCCGCAUUCUGGAACUAGAAAUGCGCAACAAUGAGCUCGUAAAGCACAUCACACUCCUGCAAGCGAAGCUAUUUCCUCGCGGAGGUUCGCCAAGCGCAGGCAGUGCGCCAUCUGCCCCAACUAAAGGGUGA
Molecule: messenger RNA, 592 nt
Organism: Amoebophrya sp. A25
Lineage: Eukaryota; Dinophyceae; Syndiniales; Amoebophryaceae
Source: the annotation of a GenBank genome assembly